Drosophila takahashii is the source of this 885-nucleotide messenger RNA. RefSeq names its product farnesol dehydrogenase. NCBI's taxonomy places the organism in Eukaryota, Metazoa, Arthropoda, Insecta, Diptera, Drosophilidae. The record is from RefSeq and is a predicted model, not a curated record.
CGAAAGAGCAGUUCUAUCAUAAUAUUCCACCGGAUAAACAUCGAAAAAUACAAAGAAAAACAACCAUGGAUCGUUGGCUAAAUCGCGUUGCUGUCGUCACGGGAGCCAGUUCGGGAAUCGGAGCUGCCUGCUGCAAGGAUCUGGUGGCCAAGGGCCUCGUGGUCGUGGGUCUGGCCCGUCGCGAGGAGCGUCUGAAGGAGCUGAAGGACUCGCUGCCGGCGGACCAGGCCGCUCGCUUCCACGGCCGCAAGUGCGACGUGAGCAAGGAGCAGGAGGUGAUCGACACCUUCGCCUGGAUCGACGCCACUCUGGGUGGCGCCGAUGUGCUGGUGAAUAACGCCGGAAUUGUGCGGGCCGGCGUGGGCAUCACCAAGGAGGGCAAUGGCGACGAUCUGCGCGCCAUUCUGGAUACCAAUGUCCUGGGAGUCUCGUGGUGCACGCGCGAGAUCUUCAAGUCGCUGCAGCGACGCAAUGUCAACGACGGCCAUGUGCUGAUCGUCAACAGUGUGGCCGGGCAUCGGGUGCCCAACAUUCCGGGCUUCACCAUGGGCAUGUACUCGCCCUCGAAGCACGCCAUCACCGCCUUGACGGAGGUCCUGCGCCAGGAGUUCCAGAACAGCAAGACCCAGACCAAGAUCACGAGCAUCAGUCCCGGUGCCGUGGACACCGAGAUCAUCGACAAGGCCGCCCUCGUCCACUUCCCCGACCUGCCACUGCUGCGCUCCGAGGACGUCGCCGAUGCCGUCAGCUACUGCAUCCAGACCCCGCCCAAUGUCCAGAUCCACGAGCUGAUCAUCAAGCCCGUGGGCGAGACCAUCUAGACUGUCCAUGUAGCUUUAGGUACUCCCCUCCCACCCGUAAUUAUAUGCAAGUGAUCUGUUAAAA